GGAACCAGCCGGUGGUCAGCCGGCGUUCUCUCUGUCGUCGCGCGCGCCGGAUACCUCGUUGCACGUAUAACACCUGCCACACGAUUAGGCACGCACGAUUCGUUUAUCCGUAACCCGUUUCGGCGACCUUUUUUAAGACUGCGAGUUUUGUACGCUCCCCUGUACUGUAGCUCUGAUUCGAAAAUCGAGGCGAGAUCAACGUAGCGUUAGCGCUGUCAAAAUCAUGCAGGGAAAAACGAUUGACGAUAAUAACAACGACACCGAUAGUAUGUUGAUCCGUGAGUGAAUAUGCGUAUGAGAGAAUGAGGUUCAUUCGUCUGAGGCGGAAGAACAUCCUCAGGAUCGUCGGAAGCAGACAGUCUCGUCAUGAUGUUGGUUCCGCAAGAUAUCAUGGGUGGUCCAUCGAAGAUGUUGUACCAAAUGAACAAAUAUUACGCCGAGCGGGUACAGGCUCGUAUGGGCCAGGUGCAAAAGACUAUACGAGAGGUAUGUAAGGUCGUGCAGGACGUGCUGAAGGAGGUCGAGGUGCAAGAGCCGCGCUUCAUCUCUUCUCUGACUGAGUGCAACGGCCGCUACGAGGGCCUCGAGGUGAUCUCGCCGGGUGAAUUUGAGGUGGUUCUCUAUUUGAAUCAGAUGGGUGUCUUCAACUUCGUCGACGACGGUACAUUGCCGGGCUGCGCCGUGCUGAAACUCAGCGACGGGCGCAAGAGGUCAAUGUCCCUCUGGGUGGAGUUCAUCACCGCGUCCGGCUAUCUGUCAGCCCGAAAGAUACGCUCGAGAUUUCAGACCUUGGUGGCGCAGGCCUGCGACAAAUGCAACUAUAGAGACUCGGUAAAGAUGAUCGCCGACACUACCGAGGUGAAGCUGCGUAUACGCGAGCGAUACGUCGUGCAAAUCACACCGGCAUUUAAAUGUUCCGGCGUGUGGCCGCGAUCUGCCGCCCACUGGCCGAUACCGCACAUCCCUUGGCCACAUCCGAAUCUAGUGGCAGAGGUCAAAACGGAGGGCUUCGAUUUGUUAUCGAAGGAAAGCGUCGCGCUACAAGGCAAGCAAUCGGCAAUGGAGGGCGACGCUUGGGUGUUGUCCUUCACAGAAGCGGAAACCAGGCUCCUACAGGGCGGCUGUCGCCGAAAAUGUCUCAGUAUAUUAAAAACCCUAAGGGACCGACAUCUCGAUCUGCCCGGGAAUCCGGUCACCAGUUAUCACAUGAAGACACUACUGCUGCACGAAUGCGAGAAGCAUCCCCUCGAGACCGAGUGGGACGAGGGAUGCUUGGCCGAUCGCAUCAACGGCAUCUUCCUGCAGUUGAUUUCCUGCCUGCAAUGUCGACGGUGUCCGCAUUACUUCCUGCCGAAUCUCGAUCUUUUCAAGGGGAAAUCGCCUAGCGGUCUAGAGAAUGCUGCGAAGCAAGUUUGGAGACUCACUAGAGAAUUACUUACAAACAGCCGCGCACUGGAAAAACUUUAGCGUCUUCCAUCUCGAGAACAUCAGGAAAUGCGCGAUAAUGAAGAACGAGAAAUAACUCGAUGAUACGAUAGAACGUUGUUGCCACCGUAUAAUGUUUAUUCGAUACAAACAGUUAGUUAUUAUUUAAUACAUGCUUGUGUCGAGAGCUUAGAAAUGGUGCAUUGUUACAAAUAAUUCUUAAUAUAUAAGCCAUUUUAAUUUUUAUAACUCAUUUUUUUUUAAUAAUAAUCAUAAUUCAAUUAAUAAUGAUUCAAACAAUAAUAAUUCUUCGGUAAAUAAUCGCGUUUUUAAUUUUUCUUUAAAUGUUCAAAGAGUCUAAUAUAACUCUGUUAUUAUUAAUGAAAUACUUAGCCAUAUUUUUUUUAUAUUGAAUUAUUAUGUUUUGCUUUUCUUAAAAUUGAUAUUAUUUACGUUAAAAAAUUUUGCCGAUUAAAUGUAGGAAUAAAAUUAAGUUUAUACUUUAGCGAAUUAUAGGAAAAAAAAACAAAAUUAUUUAUUAUUUAAUAAUUGAUUGACGAAAAAGACUAGUAUUCAUACAGACAGGUAGACUUGUGUGAACUGUAAAUAUCCAAAAAAAGGUAUGAUUAAUUUGGCAAUUAGAACAUGCCAUAAAAAAUAUAGCACAAUGACUCCGUCUUAGAUUUCGGCAAGUUGCGAAGUUUCUCUAAGAAAUAAUAUAUAUAUAUAUAUAUAUAUAUAUGAAUCUUUUAUUUUAAAUAAUUUAUAUUGCUGUAAGAUAAGCUUCACGAUAGUUAUCUCGCGACUAUAAUUAAAUGUUAAAUAUUUAGCAUAUAUCGAUAGUUACUAUAUUGCGUCACGUUGCAAUACAAAUUGUGCAAUUAAUUCUGUCGAAAUAGAAUAUCUCGUAUAAAUGUUUAGU
Cataglyphis hispanica is the source of this 2347-nucleotide messenger RNA. RefSeq names its product protein mab-21-like. The coding region runs from base 367 to 1467 and encodes 366 amino acids. NCBI's taxonomy places the organism in Eukaryota, Metazoa, Arthropoda, Insecta, Hymenoptera, Formicidae. The record is from RefSeq and is a predicted model, not a curated record. The transcript has a single exon.